Molecule: messenger RNA, 2244 nt
Organism: Polistes canadensis
Lineage: Eukaryota; Metazoa; Arthropoda; Insecta; Hymenoptera; Vespidae
Product: zinc finger protein 678
Exons: 3
Coding region: 27-2207 (726 amino acids)
Cellular component (GO): nucleus
Molecular function (GO): zinc ion binding
Source: RefSeq, a predicted model, not a curated record
UUAAUGUACACUACAGUAACACAAAAAUGCUAAAAUCAGAAUCUGUGAGUACAUUAAGUGAUCGGGAAGACAAUAUUGAUGAUUUAGAUGGUUCCAUUGUUUGGUCUCAAGAGGAGCCUCUUUCAUCUAAUGAAAUCUUAGAAAUAGAACCAGGAACUGCGCUAAUGAGAAAUAAUGCAUUUUCUCUUUGUCGACUAUGUGCAGGAGAAACUCUAAACCCUGUAUAUAUAUAUUCUGAAUUAGGAGAGUCUAUGAAAUUAGCUCAUAAAAUGAAUACUUGCUUGAGUAUAAAGGUAAGGAAAACGGAUCCUUUACCUAAACAGCUUUGUAUCGUAUGUGUUGAGAAAAUAAACUGGUGCAAUGAAUUUGAUAUUCAGUGUAUCAAAGCGGAAGAAACUUUAUUAGAGAUUCUCAAAGAGAAACAAUCGUUUAAUAUUACUGAAUUGCAAACGGAUAAUGUAUUUAACAAUAUUAAAUCUUGUCCACUCUGUAUAGAAGGAAAUAUGAACACUUGUCAAGAUGCAAUACAGAAUCCAAAAGAUAUGGAGUUAUACGAUAGCGAUAUUGUCUUGGAAAGCAGUGACGAGGAGAAAAUAUUUCAUGAUUUUAAAGCUGAUUAUGAAGAAGGAAAUCGAUUAAUUAUGUUGCAAUGUUUAGGAAGUAAGCAGAAGUAUUUGAAAUGUGGUGCAUGUAUGAAUUUGUAUCACACAAAAGAAACUUUGGAUGACCAUAAAUGCAAGCCAAAUAUACAAAACACUUCCAAACCAUAUAAGUGUUUCUUAUGCAAUGCUACGUUUACUUUCGAAGAACGUUUAAAUUUCCACAUGCAGUUUCACAAAGGUGCUAAAGCUUUAUAUUGCGAAAUUUGUAAAAUUACUUUUGGAAAAGAAUUAAAAUUAUAUUAUCAUUAUAAACGGUAUCAUUGCAAGGAUGUGACUGUUUCAUGUUUGCAAUGUGGAAAAUUAUUUGAAAACCAAGAGGAACUUAGGAUGCAUGUGUGCGUUGAUGGUAAGAAUAGACCUCAUGUGUGCGAAGUUUGUAAUAAAGGAUUUUCGGAUGGAUAUACUUUAAAGCGACAUGUGGUAACGCAUUUACCAGAGAAACCAUAUAGAUGCUCUCAAUGUUCUAAAAGUUUCACGCAAAAAUCAAGACUAAAUAAACACACAGCUGCACAUGGUAUUAUUAUUGAAAAUAAUCAAACUAUAUGGAAAUGCGUUCGUUGUGGAGCAGCUUUCAACUGUUGUGAUGAUGCAGAUAAUCAUUAUAAAAUACACGAUGAUAAAAUGAUAUUAAUAGAAGAAUUAUUAAUAUCCAAGAUAUAUCAUUGCGAAUUUUGCAACAUGCAUUUUACUGAUAUAGAAAAUUUAAAAAAUCAUCAGAAUCAACACGUCGUGGAGAAACCUUAUAGUUGCAACAUAUGUAAGACGAUUUACAAAUCUUUUGCAGAAGUAGUUUUACAUUGGAAAGAGCAUUCACGUAUGUUUAAAGUAUUAACAGUGUUUCUAUGCGACAUAUGCAAUAAAGAUAUGAAAGAAUUAUCUCUUCUUUACAAGCAUAAACAGAAAAGACAUCAGUACAUGCCUCGUCUUUCUGAAACUGGGAACCUGAAAUAUGUCUGCGAACUUUGUGGAUCUGUAUUCGAUCAGAAGGAAAAUAUACAAAACCAUGGACGAGAUCAAUGCUCGAAAUUUCCUUGCGAUAUAUGUGGUAGUUUAUUACCUACCGCAAAUUCUCUUAAUGCUCAUAAAAGAAGACAUAGCGGUUUAAGACCAUAUGUAUGUAACAUUUGUGGCAAGAGUUAUACUCAAUCCAGUCAUAUGUGGACCCAUAAAAGAUUUCAUAUGGGAGUGAAACCUUAUGCUUGCGAAUACUGUGAUCAGAGAUUUACUAUAAAACCUGAUCUAGCAGAUCAUACAAGAAAAAAACAUACAAGAGAAAGACCCUUCAAAUGCGAUGUUUGCAAUAAAGCUUUCUUAACAGGAUCUGUAUUUUAUCAACACAGAUUGAUACACAGAGGAGAUCGUCGAUAUAAAUGUCAUUAUUGCGAGAAAGCUUUUACUAGAACGGAAGCUUUAAACAAUCACAUUAAAAUUCACACAGGAGAAAAACCGCACGCUUGUGACGUGUGUGGUCGAUGUUUUCGACAAAAGGGCGAUAUGAGAAAACAUCGACGUACUCAACACAAUACCAAACAAGAGGGACAAUAAAAAUGUGCGCAGAUGGCAAUUGCGUUGUGAGAGUGCA